AUGGGUUGGGGUUUGGGUCCAAACAAGGGCAGUGCUUUGUCAUUUGGAGGCGACUGCUCCUGCCCGCCCCUUCGCCACUGGCAGCAGAUCCACCACGUUAGGGCCCCGGGGAUGGCCACUUUCGAGGAGCUGUCGACGGGCCGGGCAUACCUGCCAUUUGACACUGCAGCCUACCCAUUCCUGGCCACCAUGCAGAGCAUCCUGGGCUGGCAGGACCUGGAGCAGCUGCACGAGUCCCUGCCCGAUGGCGGCACGGGGAUCCAUGUCACCUUCGAAAACGACCAACGGACGCCCUUCCACCUCAAAUUUUACGAGUCCCCAGAAUUGAUGACCUUUGAGGAGCUGUACCACAAGUUUGUGAGGGAGCAGGUGGCGCCGAUGUUCAAGGACGACUACAUCGUCUACCAAAAACGCCCCACCUUCCGCGUGUGCCUGCCUAACAACGUUGCCGUGGGCCAAAGGCACCGAGAUGGCGACUACAACCACCCGCCUGGGGAAAUCAACUUCUGGAUGCCUUUCACGAGAGUGUGGGACUCCAAUGGCAUGUACGUCGAGUCCCAGCCUGACAAGGGCGACUUUCAACCGGUGCAGUGCGAAUACGGCCAGAUGUUUCGAUUCUAUGGCAACCGCUGUUGGCACUACAACGAGCUCAACAAAACGGGGAUCACCCGCGUUUCUGUGGAUUUCCGUGUCAUACCUGGGAGCAUGUGGCAGGACCCUGGCGACGAGGUUGCAGGAACCGUGAAGUCUGGGCUGAAGAUGAACAUUGGCGGGUAUUAUGCAGACUACCGGAAACCAGGGGUGUGA
Messenger RNA from Ostreobium quekettii, 807 nucleotides. NCBI's taxonomy places the organism in Eukaryota, Viridiplantae, Chlorophyta, Ulvophyceae, Bryopsidales, Ostreobiaceae. The record is from the annotation of a GenBank genome assembly.